AUAUAUAAUUUCAUACACAAUUACAACAUAAUUUCUGAAAUACUUAUAUCCACGCGCGAGGUUAUCAUGAUACAUACAUUUCCGUCACUUUUGUUGCACCGAUGCUAAAUGGAAACUCUAGAGAGAACUCCAAUUGUUUUAAUCAUUAAACAAAUUAUUCGUGAUGUGUGGCGGAGGAUCAAUUAUUUAGUCAUCUUCCUUAUCUCGUGUUGAUUCAAUUGGGUAAUUGGGCGGGGGACAAACUAGGGGACAUGGAAUAUUUCUAUAAGUUGGGAAUAUGUACAUAUGGCAAGAUAAGUGAUUGACUCGAGGUUUUCGCAGUUCUACUUAAUAAUUUAUGUUGAUGUAUUGUGAACAAGACUAAUCCACUUCCAUCUCCAUCACGGGGCACGGAAUCAUGCAGGUGGUGGGCUAAGAAACAAGGAGAGAAAGAAAGUGUCAGGAGCAGCAGGGUUUUAGAACUUCGGAUCAAUAUCAUUAAUCAUUAGUAUGUACAUACGUGGCAUUGCUCGGUGUGCAUAAUAGCUGCGUACAUACGUACGUACGUAGCUCCAGAAUACCCACCUAGCUCGCCUGUACAAUACACGCGUCUCUGUUGUGUGUGCCAUUUUGGUCACCACCACAAGUCCACAUCCCCCAUCAACAUCAAAUCCCCGAUUUUAGUCCACUUCCGCCCAUACCACACCACGUCGUCCGAGAAAUGGGAGACAGGUGAGCCAGAGGAGUAACGUCGUGCUGCAGCUUUCUCCCUUUUCCACUCCAACUCUUCUUCGCGUAGUCAUUCCUCACAUUUCGUCCUUUUGUCGAAUACAAAGUCCCAGCAGUAGCAGCAGUAGCAGCAGUAGGAGCAUAUGACCAAACGUCUCCAGAUCCCGUACAUUUCUCCUCAAAGUCGAGAGUGCCACAUGCCACCCGCACCUCCCCCUCACUCUCUCUCCUACAUAAAGUCAGUUCACUUUGGGUGGACGAAAGAGAGAGAAAGGAAUUAAGAAGAGGGGGUUGUUGCUUGAUCAAUGGAGAAAGUGUUAAAACAUAUCCUAUUGGGACGACAAUUACCAGGUUUUUGUGUCCUCCCUUCACCCACCUCCAACACAACACCAUUGUCUGUUUUGACGUUGUAAAAGGUUUCUAAAAGUUCCUAAAAGCUUUUCUUCAACUCCUUCCCACACACACACAAACGACAAUCACUAUUCACAAUUCAUCAUACAUUCAGUCAGUGAGGGGGAAAAGUAGACGCCAAGAAUUUGGUCGAUAAUUACACAUUCCACCUCUUUGUCAGACCUCGUAAGAGUAGAACGAUCCUCAUUAAUCCUCUUUCAAGGAGCAGUAAUGAGGGGAUGGAACUGGUGAAAGUCGCCCGGAGUGAAAGUGAAUCCGAUUUGUGAUGAAUCGCAAUGUGAGAUUUUGCUCUUUCCUCGCUCUCAGUUUCCUUAGUUAAGAGAGAGACUUUUUAAUCGUGUUAAGUGCUCUUGAAUGAGCUGGACAAUUAUUUUUGACUAAAGUCUAGACUUGAAAACCUCAUAACCCCUGGAGAAAAAAAACCCUAUUCGAAACUAUGAAGAAAGUAGACCCAUUCAGCGGGAUCCCGGCCGUGCCCACCUCUUUGGCCGGACAGUGGUUGGCGUUCUCACACAUGGCGUCCCACUACCGGAAGCUGCUCAACGUCAAGCCUCGCGUCAAUUCCUCAUCCAGACCUCCAUACACGACGGCUGGAAGAAGCGCCCCACCAAUUUCUUCCUACCUCAAGGGAGCUCCGCCAAAAUGGAUGAGCACGCUAAUGACACCACCAUCACCAUCGUACAAAGCCCCACCCUGCUGCUCCGCGUCCUGUCCCAACAACACGACCAAAAAGCCCAGCACGAGUGCCACCCUGUCGACGAAAACGAAGAAAGUGACCAAGAAUAACAACAAUCUCCACGCAGCAGAUGUCAUGAUGAAUGUCGCGAAGGAUGCGUCACCAGCCAACGAAAUCCAAAUCCAGUCCAAGACGACGAAACCCAAACCACGAUUCGGCGGAAGUGCUGUCAAUAAAUCAAUCAAGAAUAAAGCGAACUUGGAGACGUUGCUGUCAGAUGAUUCCCCACGCAAUCACGCGUCCUCUUUACUGUACAACAAUGCCAACUACCAAAUGCUGUAUGGACCUCGCAGCCUGAAUAGCUAUUCCACCGAUGGUGGUACGUCGCCAGUCUCAGACUGUGAGUCAUCCAGCCAACCUGACGAACCGAGCGUGGAAACGAUGGGAGUUGCGGAAAAAAUAAAAGUGUUUUUGGACAAUCUGCACCAAUUUGAGACUAGCAACAACCAGUCGUCCAGUUCAAAAAAGAAGAUGGCCAAAGAGCAGUCCACCUACGACUCGAGCUGUAGUCAUUGCGGUUACUCGCCCAGCCUGAUCAGAAAGUCGGAACCCCAACUUCCUGUGACCACGGCGAGAGAGUCACGUCACGCGAACUGCUUCAUCCCAACCUCAACCUCGCCCACGGCUACGCCCAAGAAAACUGCUCCCCACAAUCGGAACAGGGUGAACAUGACCAAAAGCAUAUCCCUCUCCGAAGCCAUCAAGGUCAGCAAGGGCGUAGCAUUGAAUAAGAGUCAAAAGAAGAGCGUUGUCGACGAGAACAGCAACAACAUUGGGAGGCGUUCCAUGGAGAAGAAGAAGCGUUACCCUAGUGGGGGCAGCACAUGUUCCGUGGGAACUAUUCGUGGAAGCGAAGAGUUAGCCACGGAUGUGAUCAUGAUGAUGCCUCCAACACAUAAGCUCUCCCACCACUAUGACCACCAGAUACCGACCAAGGACAACAAGGCGUUUAGUCGGACGAGAACCCCAUCCGCGGGAUAUUGCUCCCAAUCUGCAAGUGGGAAGACGACCAUGUCAUCCACAAACACACACACCGUCAAUAAUAUUAAACUGCCAAAGACGAAUAAGGACUCGAGCCGUGAUUCUGCUUAUGGGUUUUCGAGUGGAGAGAGCCGGAUCACGACGAGGGAGUCCACACCUGAGAAACUCUCCAACAAGUCUCACAAGCAGAGUAGUAAUGCGGGCAAUAAAACGGUCACGUCUUCCUCCAAGUUGAAGGGAAGGUCCUCGGCGAAACGGUCCUCUGCGGAGAGGGGGCGGCACAACUCUGCCCUCUCAACCGUCGCCUCAUCCCUUAAUGCCAAUUUCGAACCUGGUGGUGGGAGAGUAGUCGAGUCGGAAAUGAAGCAUAAAUCCCGAAAAUCUAGAUUAACGACGGAUGACAAGUAUUUGAACUUCCUCACCGAAGUGACGGAUGAUAUUGUCACCCGAGGGAUUUACACAAACAAGGGACUAAAAAUGUUGUUCAAGGACCAUGCGGAGCGACACAGGGAACUCAACGUGGAUCGCAUGACAGAGUUGCUAGACAAGCUUCGGAUGGAUUUGGGUAUUCCCAAAGAUGACAAGUUAAACAGACUGGAAUUUGGUUACGGGUCAGCUAAUUCCCACUCUCGAGGAAACUUCUCGUCCAUGAGACCUACGCCAGGUGACCCACUCUUUUCCACUACCACUUCUUCAAAGUUUCCGACUAGGAAGCGGAUUUCGGGGCUGGACGAAGCGUUCAGUGACGAAUUCAUGGCGCCACCUCAGCCACACUCGAGCUACAAUCCUAUGGAAGAGGUGGGAGGUGACUCCGAGAGUGGUGACGACAUAGAGCUUCACAGUGUAAAGAGUGAAACGAGCUUGAGCGAGGCAGAGUUACAAAGGACGCUAAAAGAGGUGGGAGUCGACAGUCAAACGACCUUGGAGAUUGUGGGAAUGAUCAGGAAGAACCGAUCUCAUCAUCCUCGAAUCGUCAGUAGUAAUGUGGAAACGGACGAGGGGUCGGGUGGUGGGAGUAGCGAUGACAAUGUCACCCAAAUCAGCGAUAAUAAUAACAAUCCCAGCAGAAUCUUAGGUCAGCCCCCACCAACAACCCAAUCGCGCCGAGUGCACAUGUCACAAAGCUGUUCAACCCCGGCCAGUCAUUGUUCCACGACAUCCUCCUCAUGAAAAUUUCACCCCUUCAUUAUUUUUGCUAUUCAUGCUAUAUAUUCAUAAUAAUUCAUGCCAUACGUUAAUAAUACCAGUAACUAAUAACGCAAUCACUGCCUGUUGCAGCAAUUUACUUAUUUUGGGAAAUAUUCCAUACAUAUAAUUACACGUAAUACCUCAAAAGUUGAUGAAAUUUUCAAUCAAAAACAAAUGUGUUUCAAAUAAAUGCUAAACGAUUUAUCAUUAAAAGGUCAUUUAUUUAGUCGUAUUUUCAGUUGGAACAGAAUACACGAGUUAUUGAGGAUGGUUUUAAAUGGAUUAGUAAAAUAGGGAAUCACUACAUAGUUGAUACUUACGUGUAGAGGGACUCGUAAAUACUCGGCGACAAAUGGGGCGAGUAACAAUCUAAAAAGUCAACAGUAUAAACCCUAGUCUUAACCUUAUAAUUAGUAAGACACUUGAUCAUGUGAGCAUUGCAGCAUCAUCGUCGUCGAUUUGUUUGCAAUAUUUGAAGUCUUCUUCACCCACCCACGCUUCUGCUAACAAUACAAGAGUUACAAUAUCCGAAUAAUUCGUCAUAAUAAUUCAUAAUUAUUUUAACGGUCAAAA
Messenger RNA from Folsomia candida, 4597 nucleotides. RefSeq lists its product as uncharacterized. The coding region runs from base 1556 to 4006 and encodes 816 amino acids. Gene Ontology annotation, cellular component: axoneme; ciliary basal body. NCBI's taxonomy places the organism in Eukaryota, Metazoa, Arthropoda, Collembola, Entomobryomorpha, Isotomidae. The transcript is spliced from 10 exons. The record is from RefSeq and is a predicted model, not a curated record. Gene Ontology annotation, biological process: microtubule cytoskeleton organization.